CUUAUCUAAGGGCUGGACCGCUCAGAUAUCUGUGUCGCGGGAUACAGCAGACAAGGGUUAAAAUUUAAAGGGAGGGGCUGCCCAAAAAUGGCUGACACGCACGACACAGAGCGUCCGAAGGAGGACGAGUAACACUUAAAAUCUUUUUACUUUUCAUCGUACUGACCAAUUGACAUUGUUUAACUUUAAUUGAACGAUGUUUAGCUGAUCGAUAGUUAUUAUGUUUAAAUUAAAGAGUUAUCUGCGGGGAAUUCUUAGACCACCUCCGGUAACUGUAGUUCUAAUCACCUGUGUUGAAAGAUUAAAAGUCAGGCGAGAUGAUGUAGCACCAACAAAGUAAAUUAAUUGACAAGUUAAGGAGACUGAGAAAAUGCGUGGUGUCUCGCUGAGGCUGCUAUUACUUUUAUUAUGGGUAAUAAGUCUCCGUUUACCAAAUUGCUUAGGAAAUGCUAACAAAACAGAAAGAGCUACUAAAAGUCGAUUAAGAUCAUCGCAGCCUCCUUGGCGCUUAGUGACAUGUCUAUCGCAUUCUCAGUCUCCAACGAGAACGGAUGUCCAACAAGCAUGGGAACAAGCAAGACUAGAGUCUAUUUACAGCGAGUUGGAGAUGUCUUAUAUAGAAGGACGGAUGACAUCAAUAACAGACCCACAGUCAUAUCCGUUAGCUCUUAUUAAUAAAUUUUGUACAGUUAUUGAAAAUAGUAAAGUGAUAUUAAGUCUUGUGAUUGGUGGUGGUUCAGCAGCAAGAUUCUUAAUAACAGCUGCUGCUUCGCUUAAUAUUCCAUCACUCUGGUUACCAAUGACGCACCGAGAUUUUCUAAGACAAGGUAAACGUGGACGUUUUGAAACGCGUCUUGGUUCUGGUUCUGAACAAAUAGGUGCAUCAGCUAUUGCUUUAAUGGAAAAAGCACACUGGCAUGCAUUUACACUUUUUAUUGACACAACAUUACUACCAAUUCAUCACUUUGUACCUAAAAAUCAUGAUAAAUUACUGCCACGAAAAAUAAUUUAUCUGCCGACUAGUGAAAAGAGUCUUAAAUUAAGACUGAGAAAAGUAUCUGAUGAAGGUGGAAGUGGUAGUGUUAUUGUGUUGGCUUGUGAUUUAAAUGGAGCUAAAAAAAUUCUUUAUAUUGCAAAUAAAUAUCAAAUGCUCAAUGGUAGAUUUUUAUGGUUGUGGCUAGAUCUAAAAGCAGAAUUAAGACCGAAUGAACCGAGUUUAAUUAGUUCUCAUAUUAUGUACAGUUCUGCUUUAACAUCAGUAAAAAUAGAAAAUAAUCCAUCAGUUACUACAAGAAUGACAAGACACACUGGUGGUUUUUUUUUAAAUGAUGAAACUCAUUUACCUUCACUGUCUAAUUUAGCAAAUGACAUUCAUAAUCUUCAAGAAUACCGAUGGCAGCAUGAAAAGCCAAUAAAAAAACGUGAAGAUAAAACAUUUGUGUUUGAUGAUGAUGAAGAGGCGCGUAUAAGUGAUAAAAAUCUUAAUUCAAAGACUUUUAUGCCCGUCGGUAUGCUUGCUCUUAGGCCAUCGAGCAUGAGAAUAGCCGCUGGUGAUGCUAUACUAUCACGAAUGUUAAGAGAAACAUCUCAAGCACUAGAUAAUACUUUUUUGGAAUAUAAAUCGUCGUUAAAUCGCUUGAGGGAUACGCAGAUAAAAGAUUACUUUUUUCCCACAUGUUUUUUUACAACUGAUAAUUCAUCAAUUCCAGAGAUAAAAGAAAAUAUUUCUAAAAGCUUGACGAAGAAAUUGAGAGAAUCAAUGCGUCAGAUAUCUCACGAUAAAGCUGAAUUUCAAUUAUUAAAUUUACAGGCCUUGCAAUUUCCGGGUAAUAAAACGCAAUUGAGGUGGACUAAAGUUGGUUCCGUGAGAGGUGGUAAAGACGUUAGACUAGAUACAAUAACUUGGCCAGGAGGUGGAAUUGUACCAGCUUAUAUGGAACAAAGUGGUGAAAAAAUAGGAAUGCCAUGGUAUCAAAUUGUAACUGCAGUAGCACCACCAUUUAUUAUGGUUACAAAUCUGCAACAACAAUUAUGCUUAAGAGGGCUACCAUGUCGAAAAGGAGAGACAAUAAAAUGUUGUUAUGGUUUUACAAUAGACUUAUUGUCAUUGAUUGCCAGAGAAUUAAAUUUUCGUUUUGAUUUGUAUGUUGCACCUGAUGGUCUGUUUGGAAGAAAAAAUGGUCUUAAUGGAACCUGGAAUGGUGUGAUUGGAGAAUUAUUACAUGGUCGAGCUCAACUGGCUUUUGCACCAAUAAGUGUGUCAGCAAGACGAGCAGAAGUUAUUGACUUUACUAUACCUUAUUAUUUCAGUGGUGUUAGCUUUUUGGCUGCUCCAAAAACAAAUUCCCAUAUUUCACUAUUGGCAUUUCUUUUGCCUUUCAGUACUAAUCUAUGGAUUGCAAUAUUUACGUCACUCAAUAUAACUGCAGUUGUAGUAGCACUUUUUGAAUGGCAUAGUCCGUUUGGAUUGAAUCCUUGGGGCCGACAGCGUAAUAAAAAUUUUUCAAUGGCCUCAGCACUUUGGGUAAUGUGGGGAUUACUUUGUGGACAUCUUGUAGCUUUUAAAGCACCCAAGUCAUGGCCUAAUAAAGUUCUUAUAAAUGUAUGGGGUGGAUUUUCUGUAAUAUUCGUAGCCUCUUAUACUGCUAACAUCGCUGCUCUUAUCGCCGGUCUUUUUUUCCAUUCAUCAGUCAGUAAUUAUCAUGAUCGUAGUUUACUAUUACAAAAAGUCGGUGCACCACGAGCAUCCGUUGCAGAAUAUUAUGUUCAAAAAGCUAGCCCAGGAUUAUGGACACAUAUGUCACGGUUCUCGCUAUCUGAUGUUGCUGAAGGUGUUGAGAGAUUACUUAAUGGCAGCCUCGAUAUAUUAAUAGCGGAUACCCCAAUAUUGGAUUAUUAUCGUGCGACCGAUGAUGGCUGUAGACUGAGUAAGAUUGGUGAAACAAUUAAUGAGGAUACUUAUGCAGUGGCUUUGACUAAAGGUCACCCUCUUCAAGAAAGUAUUUCAAAGGUCAUUGCGAACUAUACAGCUAAUGGUAUGCUAGAUAUUUUACAAGAAAAAUGGUAUGGAGGCCUACCGUGUAUAGCUGGACAAGAAGGAAGAGAUGCAGUUUUUGGUUCAGGUUCGGGAGGCCACCCUCGACCUCUUGGUGUUAGAUCUGUGGCUGGAGUUUUUUGUUUAUUAGGUUUGGGUAUCGUUGUGGGUGGAAUUAUACUUGUAGGAGAAUAUUUAUUUUUUAAAUACACUCUACCAAGUUUACGGCAUAGACCUAAAACUUCUAUUUGGCGAAAUCGAAAUGUUAUGUUUUUCUCACAGAAACUUUAUAGGUUUAUAAAUUGCGUUGAACUUGUAUCACCUCGCCACGCUGCAAGAGAAUUGGUGCACACAGUAAAGCAAGGCCAUAUUACAUCGUUAUUUCAAAAAAGUGUUAAGAGGAAAGAACACGAGCGUCGUCGACGUAAGAGCCGAGGACAAUUUUUUGAGAUGAUACAGGAAAUUCGUCGAGUACAACAAGAGGUAAAAGAAGACGCUAAUGCAAAAGAAGUGGAAGCUAAUCGAAUUUCCAAAAAGGAUGAAAAAUAUUCUAAAGAAAAAGAACGCAGUCGAAGUAAAAGCCCAUUGAUGCCUUUGAGUCCAAAGAGGCCAGAGAAAAGUAGAAGCUCAAUUAAUUUAUCUAGUUCCCGACUUGGCUUGUCGCCAAUUAAUUUGGAAACGUCAAUGAAACCACGUGAAUUUACAUUAAGCAGUACAAAUCUCAGAGCUCGAAGUCCACUGGAAACGGUAGGACGAAGACUGAGCCACGGCGAUGAUGGUUCUCCUCCACCUCGUCUUAGUACAGCUAAUUUUGGUGGAAGCGUGACUCUUAGGUUAUCACCACCAGUUAAGUCUGAUUCAAUUAGUGGAGGAGUAUCUACUCCAAAGUAUUCACAUAGUCCCGCUAAACGGGGUCAGUCUUUUCCAGUUUUUGCAACUCUAAAACGACCCCUUCCACUACCAACAACAGCACAUCCAUCAAGUCAUCACGCAGUAUCAAAAAGUCCUCUUUUGUCACCUAACAAUGAGCUUACUGCUGCAAUUGGGCGUAAGCUGUCAAGAGAAUGGGGGUCAGGAACAAUUGAUCUAAGCUGGUCCUCAGAAGCAAUCGGGUCGUUUUCUACAUAUAAUCCUAGUAAAGAGAGUACAUUUAGUAUUGAAAGGCCAGCACGUAAAAAAAAUCAAGAAGAUCUUUUACCAUUGAAUAAAAAGCCUGUGAGACGUGCGCGUAGUCAUGAAAAUCGCGAUACAAGUGGUAAAUCAAUACAUGAUUCACCACCACCGAGAUUGAUGGCACAACCCUCAGUAGGGGGUAGGUCAGUAAGUGAACGUACGAAAAAACAACUUGAGUCAGAGCUCAAAGCUAUUUUGACCGCUAGGGCACAUCACCGGGAUUUACACCCUCCUUGAUAGGUUGACAACAUUCAGGAGUGGCUUCACUCAAAAGCGACAAGUUCUUUAUAUCGCUGCCUCUGAGGGGCUUUCAUUGAUUUAAGCAAUAUGAGAUUUUUAGGUCAAUUUAAUACGAUCUGGCAGUUUAUCCAAAUAUAAAAUACUUCAUUAGGUAUAUAUAUAUAUAUAUAUAUAUAUAUAUAUAUAUAUAUAUAUAUAUACAUCAAUCUUAUACCAACGUACCGCAGAUACGUCUGAAGAGAAGAGAUACAUAACUUUACAAUGACGUAGAUAGCCUUAUUUAAAGAGUCAAAAAAAUCUUAAAGGAAACUUAUGAUGAAUCAAAAAGCUUUCCGAUUCGUUAAUAUCUUGUUAUAUAAUUAUUAAUAAAGAAUGUAUUAAUUUAUGAAUUAAUGACAAACAAAAAGUGCUAUAAACGUUUUUCGUAGAAUGUGUCUUGAGAAAAAAAAUUAGAAACAAAUUAAUAAAAAUAACAAAAAAGUAAAAAAAAAUAAAGUUACGUAGAACGUUACAAGGUAAUUUCUCGUUAAUUGCAAUUUUAACUUUACAAUAACUGUUUCUCUACACAAGUCUCUUUUAUGUAAUAAUGUAGUUUUAAACAUUACAUUAAAAAAAUGUGCCAAAUAGUUUUAUUCUAUUUUAUAAUAUACAUUUAUCAUUUAUUAUCAUCAGUAUUAAAGUAAAUAUUAAGUUAUUAGAGUUAAAGGAUAAUUAAGUUAAAAUCUUAAGAUAAUCGAUACUUAUAAAUAUUAAAUACAAAUUUAAUGAAAGUUUUAAGGUCCACAUGUUUUUUAAAUUGGACCGCACACUGCCAUCAGUUUUAAUGUAAUUUGGACGAACAUUAUCAAUAAAGCGACUUGAUAUUGUUGGCUAAACAGCGUAAAAAGUCCACUCACUAGAAAACAUAUAAUCUUAAAUCUCUGCAUCAUGGCGAGAAUUCAAUAACUAUUAUCGAAAUGAUAAUUUAUUAUUAUUAGAAAAACAUGUUUUCAUAUAGAUCGAGAUAAUUAAAAUAAUAAACAAAAACAAUUUUUUUCUCAAAAAUAAAUUAAAUACUAAAUCAUGCACCUUAUGAUUUAAACAAUAUUAUUUAAACAAAAAGAUAUAAUUAAUGAAUAAGUAUCGUUACACUUCGAAAUUGGACGGAUUAGUUAGAAAUAAGUGUUAGAAGGCAUUUAAAUUGAUCCAGAUAUUAAUAAGUCGAUUUCUGCUGAAUCAAUCAGAUAUAAUAGCAUCGUUGUGCUGGACUUAAUUAGAUUUAAAUGGUAAAUCAAUCAUAGUAGGUAGAUAAAUAUUACUUGACUCCUUCUAUAUCAUCUAAAAAUAAUUUAAAAAUUUUCGUAGUAGUUAUUAAAUAUCUUAUUAAAUCCCAAAUAUGUUUUACCUAUUAGAAUAUGUAUGUCUGGGACUAAGUAAUAUAAUCUAAAUUUUAAUUUGGAAUAACUCAUAAGCGAGGCCUUAGUAGUAGUCGUAUCCGCCCGAUUUUAAUUAGAUAAUUAUUGUUAUUGAAUACUUUAUCUACACAGUCACUAUUAAAAUGUUAUAUAUUGCUUCAUUUCAUAAGUUAUUGAUUAUUAGAUAGUGAUAUUGAUAUUUAUUCUUACAAAUUUCUAAUGGAAAUUUUAGAUUUGCGCACAUGCUUAGCCUUUCAUAAAUUCAAUCAAUUUCAUUGAUUGAUGUAUUGAAUAAACUAACAAAUUUUACUUGUUAUAUUAAAAAAAAAAAUCAUCUAAGAAUAAUUAAAUAGGAACUCAAUUAUAAAUAUAAUUUUAGGUUGCCACUUGAAAAAAAAAAAAAUUAAUAACAGCAAUCAAUGAUUCGUAUGUAAAAUGCAUAUAUAAAUUUUCAUAAAAGUCUGUAAAUGUGAAUGAAGUGAAUAAAAAAAUAAAAAUAAAUAAUGAAAACUAUUCAUAGAUAUGUACAUAGAAAUAAAUGAAUAUAUAGCUGGUUCAAAUAAUGUUAUUUUAAUUCGAUAAGUAAUAGAAUAUUAAUUUAAAAGGGUAUUACAUACUUUGUAUCUAAAUUUUUGAAGCGGUUUAAGAAAAUAGUAGAGAUGAAAAAAAUUUUAAAAUGUGGACACAUUUUAACAGUGAUAGAAACAUAAAUUGUAAUGGGCCGAGCCUAAAAAUCAAAGAUAGACGUAUUUAAAAUGAAAUAAAAAUAUAAAAAAUGAUAGAUUUAUUAAUUCCUUGUGCCGGGGUUGGUCAAUCUGUGAAUCGACCAGGUGGCUGUUUCUCAUUUCUUAACUGACAAAAAAAAAAAAAAAAAAAA
This is a messenger RNA of Microplitis mediator, 6718 nucleotides long. RefSeq lists its product as uncharacterized. The coding region runs from base 371 to 4444 and encodes 1357 amino acids. Gene Ontology annotation, cellular component: plasma membrane; postsynaptic membrane. The record is from RefSeq and is a predicted model, not a curated record. Gene Ontology annotation, biological process: synaptic transmission, glutamatergic; monoatomic ion transport; ionotropic glutamate receptor signaling pathway. Gene Ontology annotation, molecular function: NMDA glutamate receptor activity; transmitter-gated monoatomic ion channel activity involved in regulation of postsynaptic membrane potential. Lineage: Eukaryota; Metazoa; Arthropoda; Insecta; Hymenoptera; Braconidae. The transcript has 8 exons.